AUGGCCUCGGCGCUGAGCUAUAUCUCCAAGUUCAAGUCCUUCGUGAUCCUGUUCCUCACCCCGCUCCUGCUGCUGCCACUCAUCAUUCUGAUGCCCUCCAAGUUUGUCAGGUGUGCCUACGUCAUCAUCCUCAUGGCUGUUUACUGGUGCACAGAAGUCAUCCCUCUGGCUGUCACCUCCCUCCUGCCUGUCUUGCUUUUCCCACUCUUCCAGAUCCUGGACUCCAAGCAGGUGUGUGUCCAGUACAUGAAGGACACCAACAUGCUGUUCCUGGGCGGUCUCAUCGUGGCCGUGGCUGUGGAGCGCUGGAACCUGCACAAGAGGAUUGCCCUGCGCACGCUCCUCUGGGUGGGGGCCAAGCCUGCACAGCUGAUGCUGGGCUUCAUGGGUGUCACGGCCUUCCUGUCCAUGUGGAUCAGCAACACGGCCACCACGGCCAUGAUGGUGCCCAUCGUGGAGGCUGUGCUGCAGCAGAUGGGGGCCACGAGCACAGCCACCGAGGCCGGCCUGGGGGCACUGGAGCUGGCAGACAAGGGCAAAGCCGGUGAGCUGCCCGGGAACCAAGUGAUUUUUGAAGGCCCUGCCAUGGGGCAGCGGGAGGAUUCCAACAGGAAGAGGAUGUGCAAGGCCAUGACCCUGUGUGUGUGCUAUGCGGCCAGCAUCGGGGGGACUGCCACUCUGACCGGGACGGGACCCAACGUGGUGCUCCUGGGCCAGAUGAAUGAGUUGUUUCCUGACAGCAAAGACCUCGUGAACUUUGCUUCUUGGUUUGGAUUCGCCUUCCCCAACAUGCUGAUAAUGCUGCUGUUAGCCUGGCUGUGGCUCCAGUGUAUUUAUACAGGGUUCAGCUUCUUAAAAUCCUGGGGCUGCGGGCUAGAGAGGAGCAGCAGCGAGAAGGCUGCCUACGAGGUGCUGCUGGCGGAGUACAGGAAGCUGGGGCCCUUCUCCUUUGCCGAGGUCAACGUCCUCAUCUGCUUCCUCCUGCUGGUCGUCCUGUGGUUCUCCCGAGACCCUGGCUUCAUGCCUGGCUGGCUGUCGCUCGCCUGGGCAGAGGGUGAGACAAAGUAUGCCACAGACGCCACCGUGGCCAUCUUUGUGGCCAUGUUGCUAUUCAUUGUGCCUUCAGAGAAGCCCAAGUUCAAUUUCUGCAGCCAGACAGAAGAAGAAAGGAAAACUCCAUUUUAUCCCCCUGCACUGCUGGAUUGGAAGGUGACACAGGAGAAAGUACCCUGGGGUAUUGUGCUGCUACUGGGCGGUGGCUUUGCUUUGGCUAAAGGAUGCGAGGCCUCGGGGCUGUCCGAGUGGAUGGGGAAGCAGAUGGAGCCCCUGCAUGCGGUGUCCCCUGCAGCCAUCACCUUGAUCUUAUCCUUGCUCGUUGCCGUGUUCACUGAGUGCACAAGCAACGUGGCCACCACCACCCUGUUCCUGCCCAUCUUUGCCUCCAUGUCUCGCUCCAUCGGCCUCAAUCCACUGUACGUCAUGCUCCCCUGUACCCUGAGUGCGUCCUUUGCCUUCAUGUUGCCUGUGGCCACCCCACCUAACGCCAUUGUGUUCGCCUACGGCCACCUCAAGGUUUCUGAUAUGAUAAAAACAGGAAUAAUGAUGAACAUAACUGGAGUCUUCUGUGUGUUUUUGGCGGUCAACACCUGGGGACGGGUCAUAUUUGAUUUGGAUCGUUUCCCUGCCUGGGCCAAUGUGACACAUAUUGAGACUUAG
Messenger RNA from Cynocephalus volans (Philippine flying lemur), 1716 nucleotides. RefSeq names its product solute carrier family 13 member 5 (gene SLC13A5). The transcript is spliced from 13 exons. The coding region runs from base 1 to 1716 and encodes 571 amino acids. The record is from RefSeq and is a predicted model, not a curated record. Gene Ontology annotation, cellular component: membrane. Gene Ontology annotation, biological process: transmembrane transport; citrate transport. NCBI's taxonomy places the organism in Eukaryota, Metazoa, Chordata, Mammalia, Dermoptera, Cynocephalidae. Gene Ontology annotation, molecular function: citrate transmembrane transporter activity; sodium:dicarboxylate symporter activity; succinate transmembrane transporter activity.